This is a messenger RNA of Prorocentrum cordatum, 443 nucleotides long. The record is from the annotation of a GenBank genome assembly. NCBI's taxonomy places the organism in Eukaryota, Dinophyceae, Prorocentrales, Prorocentraceae.
GCCGAGGCUGCUGCGCUGGCGGCCGUGCGCGCGGAGCGCGAGGAGGACCUCGCCCGCGCGGCCUCCGCGGAGCAGCGCCUCCUCGGCGCCGCGCGCGAGGAGUUCCGCGAGCGGCGCGAGGAGCAGGUGGCCGAGGUGGUGGCGCGCCUCGAGCUGGACCACUUCCGGCGGUCCGAGCUGCUCGCCCGGGAGGCCGAGCAGCGGCGGCGUUGGGAGGCGCAGGCCGAGGAGUCGCGCCAGAGGCUGGCCGAGCUCUGGGCCGCACCGUCGCCGGAGGAGCGCGAAGGACUCGCCCUGCGCCUGGCCGACGCGGAGGCCCGCCUGGGCGCCGCGGAGGCGCGAGCGGCGGCCGCCGCGGCCGACGAGGCGUCGCGGCUCGAGGUGGUCGAGGGGCGCGUGCUGCGCGCGCUGCGGCUCAAGGACGGCCUCGUCGGGGAGCUGAG